UUUCAUCCUGCAGCUCUGCAGUGUGUUUGCUUCUUUCCGUAACAGCUGGGAUGGAAUGCUGCUACUGCUGGGGGAGGCAUUUUAGCCAGUGCUCUUCUACAAGCGGCCUCUCUGCCUGGGGCUCUGCAGCUUUCAAAGCUAUCUGCUGAACAAAGGGGUCGUUCUGGAAAUGCAUAAGAUAGAAUAUUAUUCAGCGUGGCACUGACGGAGGGCUUGGCUUCGGAGGUGAUGGCAUUAAGAUGCUUACAUGUUGGAAGAAACACCGAUGCAUGCUUUGAAUGAGGAUUCCAAAGGAUGCUGCUUGCUCAUACCGAUGAACUACUUUGACAGCCAGAUUUCCAACUCAUUAAGUUGCUGCUAAUGAUUUGUACGGUUGCAGUACUUUUGGCGUUGUGUGUUUUUUUUGGACCAGCAAUUCUAUGGUGUUAACCUGGAAUGACAGUAAUUGCAGCCUAUUGUUUUGUAAAUGAAGUAAACACAUCAUUUUGUGCCAUUUGGGAAUUAGCUGGAUACGUGUCUCCUGGAGUGCCCUAGCCACUUGUGGCCUGAGUCAUCACGUGUAUACGAAAAAACUGCAAUCCAGAACUAACCGCCAGCUUCUACAGUUGUCAAUUUUGUGGACGUUUCUGGAUAUAUAUUUAUUGCAUAAGCUACAAAUUAUUCUAACAUACUAUGGACAAACCCUGGACAAAUGCAGCUUUUUUUCAACUUGAUUUUAUAGCUGCUAGAAAAAGCUGACUGUUACAUUUAGAAAUUGACCUUAAAUGAUGCUGAGUAGUUUUCCUAUGUGUGCUUUGAUGGAGAAACGGUUCUUAACCAUUGCUAGUGCUGUGACUGCUUACUAGUUAAUGGUUUUACUUUAAAUGUUUUAAUGAAGAAAUAGUUUAUGGUUAAAGAGGCAUUUUAUUUAAUAUGAAAUAUUUUCUUAAGUCUUUUUACAGUGUUUUAAAAUAGAUGCGAACUAGUAAUUGGCAUGUAUUAUGAAUGAAUGAUGAAUAAUGAGCGUUUUCAAAGUCUGUACAUGUGUUACAACACAACCCUAAAGCAUACUAGUACAGCAUAACAGAAGAAACAUCUAUAAACGGGACAAUUUCUUAUUGCCUUACUGUUUUAGUAAAUGAAAUAGAACCUCAUUAAUAGAUCGAAUGAGCCGCGUAUGCAUUGUGGUUUUGGAGGAGGGGGAAGAUGAUGCUCCUCACUUUACUUCCAAGUUACCUCAAAGAAAAAUUUUAACUCCACCUGGAAUUGUAACGCCACCCCUGGUUCAAGCAAUUUUUAACGGGGAUCCUGAUGAAGUCCGGGCAUUGAUAUUCAAGAAGGAAGAUGUUAACUUUCAGGAUAAUGAAAAAAGAACCCCACUUCAUGCUGCUGCAUAUCUCGGAGAUGCUGAAAUUAUUGAGCUUCUAAUUUUAUCUGGAGCUAGAGUAAAUGCCAAAGACAGCAAAUGGUUGACUCCUCUGCACAGAGCUGUGGCAUCCUGCAGUGAGGAUGCUGUUCAGGUGUUAUUAAAGCAUUCAGCCGACGUCAAUGCCCGUGACAAGAACUGGCAGACCCCUUUGCACAUAGCAGCAGCAAACAAAGCUGUAAAGUGCGCAGAAGCACUGGUGCCUCUUCUUAGCAAUGUAAAUGUAUCUGACAGAGCAGGGAGAACGGCAUUACACCACGCAGCCUUCAGUGGUCAUGUUGAGAUGGUGAGUUUACUUCUGUCUCGAGGUGCCAACAUUAACGCAUUCGACAAGAAGGAUCGGCGGGCAAUUCAUUGGGCAGCAUAUAUGGGUCAUAUUGAAGUUGUAAAACUACUUGUGACUCACGGAGCUGAAGUAAUGUGUAAAGACAAGAAGUCCUAUACACCACUACAUGCAGCUGCAUCAAGUGGAAUGAUUAGUGUAAUAAAGUAUCUUUUAGACCUUGGAGUAGAUAUGAAUGAAUCAAAUGCAUAUGGUAACACACCCCUUCAUGUGGCUUGCUACAAUGGGCAAGAUGUCGUGGUGAAUGAACUUAUAGACUGUGGUGCUAAUGUGAACCAAGUAAAUGAGCGGGGAUUUACUCCUUUGCACUUUGCUGCAGCAUCCACCCAUGGUGCACUAUGUCUAGAACUUUUAGUUUGUAAUGGAGCUGAUGUGAAUAUUAAGAGUAAAGAUGGGAAGACACCGCUACAUAUGACAGCUAUACAUGGACGCUUUUCAAGAUCCCAAAUAAUCAUCCAGAAUGGAGCAGAAAUAGACUGUGAAGAUAAGAAUGGAAACACCCCAUUGCACAUAGCUGCCAGAUAUGGCCACGAGCUUCUCAUUAACACUCUAAUUACCAGUCGAGCGGACACAUCAAAGCGGGGCAUCCACGGAAUGUUUCCUCUCCAUUUAGCCGCCUUAAGUGGCUUUUCAGAUUGCUGCAGAAAGCUCCUUUCUUCAGGUUUUGACAUAGAUACUCAUGAUGACUUUGGUAGGACCUGUCUUCAUGCAGCCGCAGCUGGAGGAAACCUGGAGUGCCUAAAUUUGUUGCUAAGCACAGGUGCAGACUUCAACAAAAAAGACAAGUUUGGAAGGACUCCGCUUCACUAUGCUGCAGCCAACUGUAAUUAUCAGUGCCUGUUUGCACUUGUUGGUUCUGGAGCUAGCGUAAAUGACCUUGAUGAGAGGGGUUGUUCACCACUGCACUAUGCAGCUACUUCUGAUACAGAUGGCAAGUGCCUGGAAUAUUUACUCAGAAAUGAUGCAAACCCAGGAAUCAGGGACAAACAUGGGUAUAAUGCAGUACAUUAUGCAGCUGCUUAUGGACAUCGCUUAUGUCUUGAGCUGAUCGCAAGAGAAACUCCUCUAGAUGUUCUCAUGGAGACUUCAGGUACUGACAUGCUGAAUGAUGCAGAAACCAGGGCACCUAUAAGUCCAUUGCACCUAGCUGCUUACCAUGGUCACCAUCAAGCUCUGGAGGUGCUAGUACAGUCUUUACUGGACCUUGAUGUAAGGAACAGCACUGGCCGGACUCCUCUGGAUCUUGCUGCAUUCAAAGGACAUGUUGAAUGUGUAGAUGUUUUGAUUAACCAAGGAGCAUCAAUAUUGGUAAAGGACUACGUUGUCAAGAGAACACCAAUCCAUUCUGCAGAAAUCCAAAUGGUUGAUUCCAGAAAUUCAGUUAAUAAAAACAAUACUGAACUUUGCAAUUCUGCACAGAAAAAAGUAAGAGCAAAGGACAUGCCCAGUGCUAUCAAUGGACAUUCAGAAUGCUUAAGGCUCCUCAUAGGAAAUGCUGAUGUGCAGGCAGCAGUGGAUAUUCAUGAUGGGAAUGGCCAGACACCUCUGAUGCUUUCUGUUCUAAAUGGCCAUACAGAAUGUGUCUAUUCUCUGCUAAAUAAAGGAGCCAAUGUAGAUGCCAAAGAUAAAUGGGGAAGGACAGCGCUGCAUAGAGGGGCAGUGACAGGACAUGAGGAGUGUGUGGAAGCAUUGCUCCAGCACAACGCAAAUUUCCUAUUACGAGACUGCAGAGGUCGGACUCCUAUUCACUUAGCAGCAGCUUGUGGGCAUAUAGGUGUCCUAAGUGCUCUUUUGCAGACUGCCAUUUCUGUGGAUGUUGUUCCAGCAAUAGCAGACAAUCAUGGAUACACACCACUUCAUUGGGCUUGCUAUAAUGGUCAUGAUGCGUGUGUAGAGCUUUUGUUGGAGCAAGAAGUGUUUCAGAAAAUGGAAGGAAAUUCUUUCAGCCCGUUACAUUGCGCAGUGAUCAAUGAUAAUGAAGGUGCUGCUGAAAUGCUAAUUGAUACAUUAGGUACCAGCAUUGUAAACUCAGUGGACUCCAAAGGAAGGACACCUCUUCAUGCUGCAGCCUUUACAGACCAUAUUGAAUGUUUACAGCUUUUGCUCAGCCAUAAUGCUCAAGUAAAUGCUGUGGAUUCUACUGGUAAAACACCAUUGAUGAUGGCAGCUGAGAAUGGACAGACUAGUGCAGUCGAGGUAUUGGUUAGCAGUGCUAAAGCUGAUCUAACGUUGCAAGACAAGAAUAAGAAUACUGCACUACACUUGGCAUGCAGUAAGGGUCAUGAAACUAGUGCCUUGUUAAUAUUAGAGCAAAUCACAGACCGAAACCUCAUCAAUGCAACAAAUUCAGCUUUGCAAACACCUCUCCAUGUAGCUGCUCGAAAUGGACUGACGGUUGUUGUACAGGAGCUUCUGGGAAAGGGAGCAAGUGUCUUAGCAGUGGAUGAAAAUGGCUACACACCAGCAUUGGCCUGUGCUCCUAAUAAGGAUGUUGCUGAUUGCCUAGCUCUAAUACUGGCCACAAUGAUGCCAGUAUCCUCCAGCAGCUCCUUGCCCUCUAUGACUUUAAAUGCCAUUAACCACUACAACAACACCUCAAAGACUGUCACUUUCGACACUCUACCUGUAAUGAGAAGCGAGCACAGCUCCUACUGCAGUUUUAACAACAUCGGCAGGGAAGAUGGAUACCCAUAUACAGAAGAGGAUGAACUCAAUGAUUCUGACUCUGAGACCUAUUAAAAUUCUUGAAGAGCUCAACUUUUAAAUUGUUCAAUUUGUGCAGAUUGGAAGUGUUAAUAGAAUGCCGGCGUUGCCAGAUUGGCCCGUAAUGCAGGGAACAAUUGGCAACUUUGCAGCAACAAGUGAUUUUUUUUUCUUUUUAAAGCAUACACUGAUUUAUCAAAUGACUCUAGAAGAGUUUUAAAUCUUUUUUCACUUUUGUUGGAUAAAAAAAAAUUCCAAUUAGCUGGCGUUUCCAACCCUCAUUAAAUGUUUCCUGCAGAUUUCAGCUCCAUGGCGACAUUUCUAAUUGAGAAGGAAGGCUGGGGGAUCACAGAGAACAUGAUCAUUACACUUUUAUUUCCUAUUUUAUUGUCUGUGUCAAGCGUACAUUUUAUAUCACAGGGCACAGAGGUCCGGUUUAGCAGACAACUCAUACAAUUGUACAGGAGACAAUAUAUAGUGACAGAUGUAUAAAUAAAAAUGAAACCAUUUUGAUGGCAAUAAAUGAAUUUGGUAAGCUGGCAUUGUGUGUACAUCAGUUUGCCAAAGGACCAAAAAAAAGUUUGUGUUUUUUGUUUUGUUUUACAAAGUUUUUGAUGUAAAAUAACCGGAAUUUGUUCAUCUAAAAUUUUGCAUCAAAUUUUGAGCCUAGUUUCUUGAAACAAUAUAAGGAGUUGAAUGAUGGAAUUUGUAUUUCCUUCUUCACAAGCAAAGAAGAGAGGUGGCAAUGGCGCGCACCUCAGCAGAAUACUCAACCUUGUUCAGCGCUGCUGGGAUGAUGAGUUCUUCAAAUGGGAACAAUAACUGUUUAGUUGUUUUUUAAGCCUUUUUUUCUUUUUCUAGUGUUUCUGUGGCAUUCAUUCUAAUAACCCCUUUUAUAGUCUUUGGUGUAAGGGAUUUUCUGAGGAAACAUUGGUCUGUGGCUGUUGUAGAAUAAAGAUGUCUAUGCAUGGUACGUCACUUCACAUGACUGAGACCCAGGAAGGGCAGUGCUACAAAAUAGAAGCAUUAGUACACUUUCACAUUUACUGUUAAUAUGUCAUCUGUGCAUUGUAUAAAGCAGGGAUAGGGAAGCCAUAGCCAGACAGGUGUUGCCUUGGACUGCCAAAACUGAAGAGAGAGUUCCACAGUAGCCAGCGGUGGCCUAUCCCUGGAAUCAAAUUCUUUUUCUUUCUGUUGAUCUGAAGCAAAGAUACCCAUGGUUUUCUGUUAGUGCACAAGCUUCUUUCCCUUAGCUACACGUAGCAACGCUCGCCAAGCUUCCCUGAUAAAGGGUAGAUAUGAAAUAGCUUAUUGCUUCCAUUUCUUGGCUAUGAUUAAAUAUAAGUUGCUUAGCUAUAUUUCCAAGUGGUCCUCCACCAAAUGUAGCGCCCAUUGCAUUUGCACAGAUGACCGUAUGCGAUGGGGAAAACUGAACGGAGCAGAUUUGCUCUCGGGAGGUUUAGAAGUCAUUUUCUGUUAAUGCUAUAGUUAAUUUUAUCUGAUACAAAUACAAUUCCCAUGAAAAUGGGCAGGCACAUAAAUAUUUAAUAGAGAUGUCUAUUGCGUUUAAAAUAUGAAACAUGCAGGUCCCAUGUGUGUAAAGUUCAUAACAAAAUUGUUUCUUAUUUUAUUUAUAAGUUGGCAGAAUCCAAAAAAAAAAUGCAGCCGCUAAGCAGAAACAUAUUCGUCUAGAAUAGCGAAUCAAAUUCUCUUCCCAAUCAGAGGAAGCCAAUCAAACAGCUUCGAAGCCUGCAGGUAAUUGUAGGCUGCCCAUGCAGGAAGAAUGGGGACUGGUGAAUGUGAUUCCUGAGUGUUUGCUUGGCUCUGCUUUAACAACCAGGUUUGGUUCAUUAUCAAGUGAAUUUGGUUACGUUUUUGUGUCCGGGUUUAGAUACAAAUCAUUUGUUCUAAACCUGAUUUUAAUUUUUUUUUCCUUUUGUAUUGUGAAACUGGAACGCUUUUAAACUGUAAAUGAUCUGCUGUUUUCUGACCAGAGUGAAAACAGGACAGUAUUUUGAUCUAUUUGAUAAUUUUGUGAGUUUUUCCAUUUUAAAGACAAUAUGGGCAUGUACAUAGAAAUAGUAACUGCUUGGAUACUGUAUUUACCUGCACUCUUUCAGUACAUUGAAAUUCCUGUAUAUUUUAUGGAGUAUAAUAAAAAAAAAUGUGAGUUAUGUUU
Xenopus tropicalis (tropical clawed frog) is the source of this 6630-nucleotide messenger RNA. It is a transcript of the gene ankrd28, whose product is annotated as ankyrin repeat domain 28. NCBI's taxonomy places the organism in Eukaryota, Metazoa, Chordata, Amphibia, Anura, Pipidae. The transcript has 29 exons. Bases 1146 to 4487 code for a protein of 1113 amino acids. The record is from RefSeq and is a predicted model, not a curated record.